Messenger RNA from Aspergillus ochraceoroseus IBT 24754, 1398 nucleotides. RefSeq names its product ribose-phosphate diphosphokinase. NCBI's taxonomy places the organism in Eukaryota, Fungi, Ascomycota, Eurotiomycetes, Eurotiales, Aspergillaceae. Gene Ontology annotation, molecular function: ribose phosphate diphosphokinase activity; magnesium ion binding. The transcript is spliced from 4 exons. Gene Ontology annotation, biological process: ribonucleoside monophosphate biosynthetic process; 5-phosphoribose 1-diphosphate biosynthetic process; purine nucleotide biosynthetic process. The record is from RefSeq and is a predicted model, not a curated record. Gene Ontology annotation, cellular component: cytoplasm; ribose phosphate diphosphokinase complex. The coding region runs from base 204 to 1166 and encodes 320 amino acids.
CGGCGGGGAAAUUCUUCUGCUUUUUCGGAGGUCCGUCGAGGCUCUUCCUUGUAACUCUUGGAUUUCAUCGUUUUGCUUUAUUCCAAUCUAUCUCCGGACAAAUAGUUCCUACUGUGCUAUAUUACUUCCUUUCCGUCUCCCUUUCCUCUGUAUAUUCUCUAUAUUCUCUCUGAGACCGAGUCGCCGAGUCAGUCAUCGUCACAAUGGCCACAAACUCUAUCAAGCUCUUGACUGGCAACAGUCACCCUGAGCUCGCCAAUCUGGUGGCCGACCGACUGGGCAUCGAACUGACCAAGAUCAUGGUCCUCCAGUACUCGAACCAGGAAACGAGCGUCACCAUCGGAGAGAGUGUGCGAGAUGAGGAUGUCUUCAUCCUGCAAUCUACCCGACCAAACGAUAUCAACGACGGGCUAAUGGAACUUCUGAUCAUGAUCAACGCCUGCAAGACUGCUUCCGCAAGACGCAUCACUGCUGUCAUCCCCAACUUCCCUUAUGCUCGUCAGGACAAGAAGGACAAGAGCCGUGCACCAAUCACUGCCAAGCUUAUGGCAAACAUGUUGCAGACUGCUGGUUGCAACCACGUCAUCACCAUGGAUCUUCAUGCCAGUCAGAUUCAGGGUUUCUUCAAUGUACCAGUUGACAAUCUGUAUGCUGAGCCUAGUAUGCUGAAGUGGAUCCGGGAGAACCUUGACGUGAGCAACUGUGUGAUCGUUAGUCCCGAUGCUGGUGGUGCUAAGCGCGCAACUGCCAUCGCCGAUCGAUUGGACCUGCAAUUCGCCUUGAUUCACAAGGAACGCCCUCGCCCUAACGAAGUCUCCCGCAUGGUCCUUGUCGGUAGCGUGAAAGACAAGGUUGCCAUCAUCGUCGAUGACAUGGCUGAUACUUGCGGAACACUCGUCAAGGCCGCCGAUACUGUGAUGCAGCAUGGCGCUAAAGAAGUCAACGCUAUUGUGGUGCAUGGUAUCCUCUCUGGUAAGGCUAUUGAGAAUGUCAACGGUAGCUGCCUGAAGCGGGUAGUUGUGACCAAUACUGUUCCCCACCAGGAGAAGAAGGAGCUUUGCGACAAGAUUGAGACGAUCGAUAUCAGCCCCACUCUUGCUGAGGCUUGCCGUCGCACACAUAACGGCGAGUCUGUGAGCUUCCUUUUCUCUCACACUGUCGCUUAACCUUUUUUCUUUACUUUGAGAUUCCCUCUACUAGUCCGUGGGGAUUGUAGUAAAACAAUCCUUGUUUUUUUUUUACGCAAUUACAGAUUAUGAUGAUGCAUGCCCCAGAAUCGAAAUCUUAGAUUUACUUGAUGCUUUUAUUUGUUUAUUUAUUUUUUCUUGUUCUUUGUGCUACGGAGAACAGCAUAUUGAAAAAGUUGGUGGCGCUAUUUUUUUUUGAUUCUAGUCAAGU